Messenger RNA from Lactuca saligna, 771 nucleotides. NCBI's taxonomy places the organism in Eukaryota, Viridiplantae, Streptophyta, Magnoliopsida, Asterales, Asteraceae. The record is from the annotation of a GenBank genome assembly.
AAAGUUUAAACAUUGUUGUUAGUAAUCAAUGGAAACAAAGUAAAAACAAGAAACUUAACCAGAACAAUGGCCGGCUGUUAAUUCUCAGAUUACAAUGUGAAUUUGGCGCAUGUAAGGAACCAUUUCGUAGUAAUUUAUCUGAAUCUCACGCUAUAAAUAUCAAUAUCAAGAACGUACUCAGAUCAGGUAUCCCAGUGUCUUCAUCUUUCUUGCCAAAGAAGGAACGAAGCUCGAUAAUAACAUGGCCAAGAACGCUUCCUUGUUUGUGAAGAUGGCAGCAGUACUCUCACUUUUCCUGUUGCUCGUUGUGUUGUCAGAAAGCAGAUUCACCCUAACCGAUGGUGUCCAGAAGGCAAAAUCAGCCCUUGUGUGUAGCCAAGUUGUCGGUGUUGAAGCUGGCGAUGAUUGCACCAUCAUUAGCAAAGAGUUUGGGAUGAGUUUGGCAUCGUUUUUGGCAAUUAAUCCCAACAUCAAUUGUGAAUCGGUCUUUGUGGGUCAAUGGGUUUGUAUUGACGGAAGUGCCUAAUUCUUCAAGCUCGAAAACUAGUGGCAUGAAAUAUCCUAAUGAAUAAAUUUCUGGAUAGACUUGCAUUUCCUCCAAUUUGAUGUUGCAGAUUUAUUUUUACUGCUUAAUUUGUACUGCUAAUUUAAUGUGAGGAAAACGAAUCGUCAGAUCGAUGAUUCAUUACCUAGAAACUUUGUGGUUUUCAAGCUUUGUGUACGUGACUUUAUACUUUAUGGGAUCGUUGUGUUAUUUGACUUAAAAAAAAU